Messenger RNA from Astyanax mexicanus (Mexican tetra), 2517 nucleotides. It is a transcript of the gene abce1, whose product is annotated as ATP-binding cassette, sub-family E (OABP), member 1. The record is from RefSeq and is a predicted model, not a curated record. Gene Ontology annotation, molecular function: ATP hydrolysis activity; iron ion binding; ribosomal small subunit binding. Lineage: Eukaryota; Metazoa; Chordata; Actinopteri; Characiformes; Acestrorhamphidae. The coding region runs from base 218 to 2017 and encodes 599 amino acids. The transcript has 18 exons. Gene Ontology annotation, biological process: translational termination; ribosomal subunit export from nucleus; translational initiation.
AGCAGAGCUCCGGUCGCGUGCUGUAGAGUAGCGGGCUGUGGCGCCAUCUUCCCAUCGGCUCCACCGUCCAAGCGCGCGGGUCUCCGCCCGCCUUCAACCGCUUUUCACAGCCUCUCUACACGCAGAACAACCGCGCUGACCGGAGCCGAGCGGCCUGCGGAGCGUCCUCCUCUUUCCUGUGUACAGCAGUCUCAUCGUCUGCCUGUUCACCAGCACAAUGGCUGACAAAAACACGAGGAUCGCUAUCGUCAACCACGACAAGUGCAAGCCUAAGAAAUGCAGACAGGAGUGCAAGAAAAGCUGCCCUGUGGUGCGGAUGGGUAAGCUGUGUAUUGAAGUCACGCCGCAGAGUAAGAUUGUGUGGAUCUCGGAGUCUCUCUGUAUCGGCUGUGGUAUCUGCAUCAAGAAAUGUCCGUUUGGUGCUCUGUCGAUUGUAAACCUACCAAGCAAUCUGGAGAAGGAGACCACGCACAGAUACUGCGCCAACUCCUUCAAACUGCACAGGUUGCCCAUUCCACGUCCUGGAGAAGUGUUGGGGUUGGUGGGCACUAACGGAAUUGGGAAAUCCACCGCUCUGAAAAUCCUGGCUGGGAAACAGAAACCAAACCUGGGCAAAUUCGAUGCUCCUCCAGACUGGCAGGAGAUUCUGGCCUAUUUUAGAGGAUCCGAGCUGCAGAACUAUUUCACCAAGAUCCUGGAGGACGACCUGAAGGCCAUCGUGAAGCCACAAUACGUCGACCAGAUCCCCAAAACCGUGAAGGGGUCAGUAGGGGCCAUCCUGGGCAGAAAGGACGACACUAAGACGGAGGAGCUGGUGUGUGAGCAGCUUGAUUUGCUGCACCUGCGAGAUCGUAACGUGGAGGACCUAUCAGGAGGAGAGCUGCAGAGAUUCGCCUGUGCAGUCGUGUGCAUCCAGAGAGCAGACAUUUUCAUGUUUGACGAGCCGUCCAGUUACCUCGAUGUGAAGCAGAGACUGAGGGCUGCCAUCACCAUCCGAUCCCUCAUCUCACCCGACAGGUAUAUCAUCGUGGUUGAGCACGAUCUGAGUGUCCUGGAUUAUCUGUCUGACUUUAUCUGCUGUCUCUACGGCGUGCCCAGCGCUUACGGAGUCGUUACCAUGCCCUUCAGCGUCCGAGAAGGCAUCAACAUCUUCCUGGACGGUUAUGUCCCGACUGAGAACCUGCGUUUCCGUGAGACGUCUCUGGUGUUUAAAGUGGCGGAGACAGCAGCUGAAGAAGAGGUUAAGAAGAUGUGCCGUUAUCAGUAUCCCAACAUGACCAAACGCAUGGGAGACUUCACCCUCAGCAUCACAGAGGGAGAGUUCACUGACUCUGAGAUCAUGGUGAUGCUCGGAGAGAACGGAACUGGGAAGACCACCUUCAUUAGAAUGCUGGCAGGUGGAUUGAAACCUGAUGGAGGAGGUGAAGUGCCAAUUCUGAACGUGAGCUACAAACCUCAGAAGAUCAGCCCCAAGUUUAAAGGCAGUGUUCGUGCUUUGCUUCAUGAGAAGAUCAGAGAUGCUUAUACACAUCCCCAGUUUGUCACCGAUGUCAUGAAGCCCAUGCAGAUCGAGAGCAUCAUUGACCAGGACGUUCAGAACUUGUCUGGAGGUGAGUUGCAGCGUGUUGCGUUGGCUCUGUGUUUGGGGAAGCCGGCUGAUGUUUACCUGAUUGACGAGCCGUCGGCCUACCUGGACUCCGAACAGCGUCUCAUGGCAGCCAGAGUCAUCAAAAGAUUCAUUCUUCAUGCAAAGAAAACUGCAUUCGUGGUGGAGCACGACUUCAUCAUGGCCACCUACUUGGCAGACCGAGUGAUUGUGUUUGACGGAAUUCCCUCCAAAACCACCUCCGCCAACACACCACAGACUCUGUUAGCUGGCAUGAACAAAUUCUUGGCACAGCUGGAGAUCACCUUCAGGAGAGACCCCAACAACUUCAGACCAAGAAUCAACAAGCUCAACUCCAUUAAGGACGUGGAACAAAAGAAAAGCGGCAACUACUUCUUCCUGGAUGACUGAAGGGUCCAUUCCAGAAAUAAUCAAAUUCCCUCAGUGGUCCCUCUCCACUGGGCCACCUCUCUCUCUCUCUCUCCCAGUGCAUGACCUUGGCUCACAAGAUGAAGCACUGGGAGCGUUUACUUUAUAAACACUGACUGACGCAUCAACUCCACCGUUCAGAACAGCGGGUCCAGUUCCAGUAGCUCUGAAUAUCCUCCUCUGCCUCACCCCCUUCACCUCAGCAGUGCUCAGAGAGACCGAGGUGGUUUAGCUGAUGAUGGUGCUGAAGAGGGUGGGGGAGAGGAUGCUGUUUAGAAAUGUAUCGAAGGGACCUAGAAAGACUGGUUUCUGGGUGACCAAUUAUAAAAUAAAAUAGUAAUUCAUGUGUUUUUACUGGUCACAAAGUGCUGCAAUGGAGAGGGUGAGAAACUAGCCAAACAUCAACUCUGUAUAUUCUAAAUAAAAAUAUUUUAAUCAUUAUAUCACAUCAUACAGCUUAUUAAACAGCCAGUUUCUCCAGA